CUCAUCAUCUGGGGCUCGAGAAGCUGGAGGAAGUGCGCGCGACACAUCAGCGCGAGCCGAGUUUAAAAGUGAUCUAACGGCUGCUUUCUUUGUGAGUGCAGGCAGGCGGCUGUGAUGAAGCCAUUCGGCCGCUGGAAAUAGGGAAAGUAACGCGUCGUUGAAUUUCCUGCUGUUUUAUAAAAGUAGGGUAGAUUUUUUUUUUUUUCGGGAUAAGACAUGAAAGACCAAGGUGAGGAACGCUUGCUAAGUUGGUUAGCUGGUACGCUAACAUUUAACCAUUUUUAAAGAAAGGUUUUUGGAUUGGCAUUAAAGCUGAAAAAAAAAAAAACCUUCAACUGGAAUUAAAUCUCUUUUUCUGCUCGGACUGGGUUUAUAUUUAAUACAUGUUUUGGGAGAUAUAUUUUGGUUACUUAUGUGUCGCUUCAAAAAGUGGGUUACCAAACAAGGUGCUAGAUGCUGAGUGGGAAGGCUGUGCGUAAUGCUGAAACAACUCAUCCAGAGUCAGAAUGAGUGUCACAGAUGGCGAGGGCACAGCUAGCCAAGAUGGCCGAGCCUACGUUCUUCAAAUCUACCCCCGCCUCUCCUUGGAGACGGCACCAUGCUGCAUGCUCAGAGUGCGUAAGGAGGCCACAGCAGCCAUCGUCAUCCAGGACGCUGCUUCCACUCUGGGUCUGGAUGCAGCGAAACGCUACGUAUUGGCUGAGGUGAAGGAGAGCGGAGGGGAGGAGUGGGUUCUGGAGGCCACAGACUUGCCGGUACACAGGGUUUUACUGUGGCCCAGGAAAGCUCAGGAGGAGCACGCGCAGAGUGAGGGAUUCUACUUUAUCCUGCAGGAACGCAAUCGAGAUGGCACCAUCUGCUAUGCUCAUCUUCCUACUGUUGGUAGAGAACAGGACGCUCAACACCUGGUCACCCGAGGCUUUCUGCCUCCCCGCCAUGAGGACUUCAAUGACCUGUGCAACCUUCCUGUCCUCAAUGAGGACACUAUCCUGGCCAACCUGCGCAGCCGUUUCCAAAAGAAGAAGAUCUACACGUAUGCUGGCAGCAUCCUUGUUGCCAUUAACCCUUUCAAGUUCCUUCCAAUCUACAAUCCCAAGUAUGUCAAGAUGUAUGAGAACCAUCAGCUGGGCAAACUGGAACCCCAUAUUUUUGCCAUUGCAGACGUCUCGUAUUACACUAUGCUGCGCAAGAGGAUCAACCAGUGCAUUGUUAUAUCUGGAGAGAGCGGCUCGGGCAAAACGCAAAGCACUAACUUCCUGAUCCACUGCCUGACUGCUCUGAGUCAAAAAGGAUAUGCCAGCGGGGUGGAGAGGACCAUUCUGGGAGCGGGACCUGUCCUGGAGGCAUUCGGCAACGCAAAGACAGCCCACAACAACAACUCCAGCCGCUUCGGCAAGUUCAUACAAGUCAACUACCUGGAGAGCGGAGUGGUCCGGGGGGCGGUUGUUGAGAAGUACCUGCUGGAGAAAUCCCGUCUGGUGUCUAGAGAGAAGAAUGAAAGAAACUAUCAUGUGUUUUACUACCUGCUGAUGGGGGCGUCUGAGGAGGAACGCAAGGAGUACAAGCUCUUGCAGCCAGAGAACUACAACUACCUCAAGCAGCAAAACUUUACCAUAGAAGAUGCAGACGACCUUCGGCACGACUUUGAGCGCUUGCAGCAAGCCAUGGAGAUGGUGGGCUUCCUACCUGCCACCAAGAAACGGAUAUUCUCCGUGCUAUCGGCCAUUUUGUACCUGGGUAACGUCACCUACAGCAGGAAAGCCACAGGCAGGGAUGAGGGACUGGAUGUGGGACCACCUGAGGUGCUCGCUAACCUCUCAGAACUACUCAAGGUUAAAGAAGAGCUGCUAGUUGAGGCACUCACAAAGAGGAAAACGGUUACAGUUAACGAUAAGCUGAUCCUUCCCUACAGCCACAGUGAGGCAAUCACAGCACGGGACUCUAUGGCUAAGUCUCUGUACAGUGCCCUAUUUGAUUGGAUUGUCCUGCGCCUCAAUCAUGCAUUGCUCAAUAAGAAGGACAUGGAGGAGUCCGUUCCGUGUUUGUCCAUAGGUGUUCUGGACAUCUUUGGCUUUGAAGACUUUGAGACCAACAGUUUCGAGCAAUUCUGCAUCAACUAUGCUAAUGAACAGCUGCAGUAUUACUUUAACCAGCACAUCUUCACGCUGGAGCAGGAGGAGUAUCAGUCUGAGGGUAUUACAUGGCACAACAUCGACUACACUGAUAAUGUGGGCUGCAUUCACCUCGUCAGCAAGAAACCCACUGGACUCCUCUAUUUACUGGAUGAGGAGAGCAAUUUUCCCCAUGCCACAGAUAUAACCUUGCUUGCCAAAUUUAAGCAACAGCAUGAGAGAAACCACUACUUUGUGGCCACGCCUGUGAUGGAGCCAGCUUUUGUCAUCCGCCAUUUUGCCGGGAAGGUCAAGUACCAGAUCAAGGAUUUCCGAGAGAAGAACACAGACCAUAUGCGACCGGACAUCGUGGCCCUGUUGCGCAGCAGUGAUCGGGCCUACGUGCGUCAGCUGAUCGGGAUGGACCCGGUGGCCAUGUUCCGCUGGGGCAUCCUCCGAGCCGCCAUCCGUGCCCUUGCUGCUUUCAAUGAAGCAGGACGCUGCUGGGCAGCCAAAACCUCUGGUGUGGUUAGACCCGUUUCAAGAGUUCCACUGGGAGAGCUGCAGAGGUCAAACACUCCCAUCGAGAGGAUGUAUCGCGACAUGCACGCCCAAAUUAUCAACUCCAUUAAGGACUUGCAGUUGGAUGGCGAAGACCCACGUAAGCUGCUUCAGUCCUGGGGUCGCCUGCGAUUCCCACGCCACUUUCUUCAGAAGAACAAAAACACCAAACACAAGCAGCUGAUUCCAAAGAACCUGCUGGACUCGCGCUCACUGAAGUUCAUUGUUGGCCUUCAUGACUGCACUACCAAGUCUCUGCUUCACCUGCACAAGAAGAAGAGGCCCCCGAGUAUCAGCGCUCAGUUCCAGACUUCUCUCAGUAAGCUGCUGGAAACUCUGGCAAAGGCUGAACCCUUCUUCAUCCGCUGUCUGCGCUCAAAUGCGGAAAAGAAGGAGAUGUGUUUUGACGAGGCACUGAUCUUGCAGCAGCUCCGUUACACAGGCAUGCUAGAGACGGUGCGCAUUAGAAGGUCUGGAUACGGUGCCAAAUACACCUUCCAGGAGUUCAUUGAGCAGUUUCGCGUGUUGCUGCCAAAAGAUGCGUCUUCUCCAGAAGAAAUCUUGACUCUGCUGCAGAACCUUGAUCUUGACCCCAAGACGUACCAAAUUGGCAAAACUAAGGUUUAUCUCAAAGAGCUGGAAAGGCAAAAGCUUCAAGAUACGCUCCACAAAGACGUCAUGCGCAAAAUCGUUUUCCUCCAGCGCUGGUUCCGAGCUAAAAUGCAGAGGAGGGAGUUCAAUCAAAUGAGACAGGCAGCCAUCGUUCUUCAGCGCUCAUGGCGCAACUACUGCAAAAGCCGCUGUCAAGCAGCAACUCUGAUUCAAGCGGCUUGGCGAGGAUUCAAACUGAGAGCCGAAUACCAGAACCAGCGGGCAUCUAUAACCAAAAUCCAGGCUCUGGCCCGAGGCUGCUCUGCUCGAAGGAGGUACAGUUCUCUGAAGGAAGAGAAGAAGAGGGAAGAGGCUCAACGUAGGAAAGAGGAGGAGGAAGAGGCAGCCAGGCAAGCUCAGGAGGCAGCAGAGGUGGCCCGAAAAGCACAGGAGGCCGAGGAGGCAGCCAGACAAGAAAGGGAGGCAGCUGAUGCUGCCAGGAGAGCACACGAGGAAGCAAUGGGACAAAGAGACGCCAAAGAGGUGGCUGGAGGAGAGGAGCAAGCAGCAAUGCUCUCCGAACAGAAGACAAAGGAGGACGAGCCAGAGCUGCAACUUAAUAAUCAGGCUGCCAUAGAAAUGGAUGGACAGAAUGAUGGCAGUGAUUUGGUGCAGGACUCUAAAGAAAAGGAAAGCCAGCAGACUGAGGCUGGUCCUCGGCAGGAAGCAGUGCUCCAGGAUAGUCAAGUAACACAUGAGCACAAGAGUUUGGUUGUUUUAGAGCAGCAAAAUGAAGCCACGGGAGCUGCCCAGGAAGCUAAUGAAGAUAUUGCAUUACUAGGAAAAAGUAGUGAGAAUACAGCAAGUGUUAACCCCACAAUUACCGUUACUGCCCUCCCUAAAACUUCCCCCAGUGUUUCUGAAGAUGUAAAAAGCCCUCAAACUGGCAGUCCAACGACUAACACCGUUCAUCCUAAUCCAGGCCGGUCCAGAGCUCCACCGAUGGGGAAACUUCCCACCUCCCGGAGUCAGGAAAAGAGGGAGCUGAGGAGGCAGCGUGGUUUAGAACACAGCCAGAGGGAGAGUGUGCGUGCUGCUGCAGCAGGCAAAGAUGAGGGCUGCAAAGAACUUGACCACUACACCUUCAUAGCACAGAAGAGCGAGAAGCCUAAGAAAGCAGCUGACGAUGAAGAGAAGGUAAAGAAACAAGCUGUGACCGGUCCAAUCAGGCCCUCAACUUUACCACUGGAAGUUUCAGAGUCUAAUGAACCCAAACACACUCCAAGGACCAAGGACGUGCAAAGUCAGGGAAAGGACACCACCCAGCCUGAGUUCACGUUGAAAGAGCCCAUACGCCAGGAGGAUCAGAUGACUCGCACGUUGAAAGAGCCCAUACGCCAGGAGGAUCAGAUGACUCACACGUUAAAGACCUCCUGGUCAUUAAAUGACGUAUCGGAGUUUAAGACCUCAGAUGUCUCUGCAAUUUUGCAGCCCAUGCCUUGUGUUGUGGAGGAUCCACACGGAGGAAGAGCGAGCAGCGUGAAAAGGUCAUUGCAGGACGAUGGCCCUCACACUCCUGAGAGAUCAACAGGCUUCUUCAGGAAGAUUCUGAAGAAACGUCCUCAUAAAGAGGCUCAAACUCCAGAAGACGGAGACCUAAUGAUGGCAGCUGCUUUGAGUGAAAAAGAGAGCACCCACUCCGCCACAUCUUCACGCACACAUCAUUCAGAGCCUUCCAGUGGACGUCUGAGUCGAAACCCCACUAUUAAGAUCAGCCGUGCCACGCGGGUCACAGAGCAAUGGAACGCCUCGCUGGACCGAGAGAUCACCAAUGCAAACGAGCUCCGGCACCUUGACGAGUUUCUGGGAAAUCAGGUGAAUGACCUGCGCUCGAGGGGAAAGCAACUGUCGGCGACAGAGCACAUCUUUAUUACAGCCACCAUGCAGUUCAGAGAGAACAUCAAAAGCCUGUACACUUGCUCAAAGCCUUGCAUUGGAUAUAAGGGCUUGAUGAGGGGCUACCAGAACAAGGUGAUCAGUUUAGCUGGUGAGCAACAAAAGAGUGAAGUGCAGCUCGUUGUCAAUCUGUUCCAGUCUGUGCUGGACGGGUUUAUCAGAGGAGAGAUUAAAAGAGAGGAGGCUGAGCCUGUGAAGCCCCCAAAAGGUCGGAAAAAGAGGCGGAAAAAAGAUAAGAACAUGGAGAGUCCACUGGACCAUAUGUUUAGCAAUUUCCAGGUGAACAUAAUGCAGUCAUGUGACCAGUGCUCUUCCUACAUCUGGGUGAUGGAGAAAGCCUAUAUGUGCAAGUAUUGCAAGCUGGUUUGCCACAAGAAGUGUCUGUUGAAAAUCGUCACAGAUUGUAAUACAUACUGCUCAAAAAAGAGUGAAGAGGAUUCUGGUUCUCAGCACUUUGGUGUGCGUGUGUGCCGCCUGGUCAACGAUAAGUCCCCGGUCCCCAUGGUUCUGGAGCUGAUGCUGGAACAUGUAGAGAUGAACGGCCUCUAUACUGAGGGCAUCUACAGAAAGUCUGGCUCAGCUAACCGCAUGAAGGAGCUCCGGCAACUUCUAGAAGCUGAUCCUAUUACAGUGUGUUUAGAGGACUACCCCAUCCACACCGUAACUGGUUUGGUGAAACAGUGGCUGAGGGAGCUCCCUGAACCCCUAAUGACGUUUAAUCACUAUAACGAUUUCCUCCAUGCAGUAGAGUUACCUGAAAAGCAGGAACAGCUUCAGGCCAUCUACAGGGUUAUAGAGGAGCUCCCUGCAUCCCACUUUCAGACUCUGGAGAGACUCAUUUUCCACCUAGUCAGGGUGUCAAGGGAGGAGAAGAGUAACCGGAUGACCCCAAACUCCUUGGCCAUUGUUUUCGCCCCUUGCAUCCUGCGUGGUCCUGACAGUGCGGACCCGCUCCUCAGCAUGAAAGAUGUCGCCAAGACGACCACGUGCGUAGAGAUGCUGAUUAAUGAGCAGAUGAGGCUGUACAUUGAAAGGAUGGAGGAGAUUGAGCAGCUGGAGUACGCAGAGACGCUGGCGAAGAACCAACUCAAGCUGAAGAGAAGCAACACUAGCUGGCCUUUACCUCUAAGGUUUACUUCUCCUUAUAAAGGAGUAGCGGUGAAGGAGAAACCCUCCGACUUGUGUGCUGUUCCUGAGAAUGAACCACUUGACUCGGAUACAGAGGCUGAGAGGAACUUGGUGGAGCGAAUCAAGUCCAUCAAACAGGAAAAAGAUGACCUGGUCUGCAGGCUGCCAGAUAUGGAGCAGCCAGGUUCAGAUCAGGAGAAUCUGGACUCGGAGGCCUCAGCUAGCUCAGAGAGUCUGUUAGAUGACCGGACCCCCAGUUUGGACAUGGAAGGUAGAAUGACGGCCAUACUGAAAACCCAUAAACCCUUUAGCUCAUCCUCGUUACCCCAGUUGACUUCUUCAGAAAGCAAGAACUCCUCCUCUUGUCCCUCUUCUUCAUCCCCACCCUCCAGAAACCAGCUCCAACGCCGGUAUCCCAUCAUCCCCUGCACGCUGCGCCUGCCCCCUGGUGUCUUCACGCUCGUGCAGAGACGGCCACGACCUGGGCGCCGUAAAGACAGCAUCCAGUCACUGUUCGUUGGCUCUGGAGCUGAAUUCGCUGCCUUGUCGUCCUCUUCCUCCUCCUCUUCUCUCCCACAGAACCUCCUCAUCUCCUCCAGACACUUCUCCGACCCUGACAUUGCUCAUAUCCAAGAUGGUGUUUGAUUUACACCUUUCAUAAUCCUGCUCACCAAGCACUUUUCCCUCUCAUUAUAGAAUUUUUAAUAGACUUUAAGUACAGAUUUGUGCUGCAGCUUUGUGGGUGCCAUCAUGAACCUAAAUUCUAUGCUUUGUGUGUAUAUAUUUUAAUUUUAUGGACAAAGCAUGAUGUUGCACUUUUUUUUUCUUUUUUUUUUGGUAAACAGUUUUUAAUUGUGCCUUUUGUUUCUUGGCGGUGUGUAAAUUCUUGUUUGUACUGUUUCUCUUGAAGUAUGAGGGCAAGGACAUUUUUUUGGGGGGGGGAAAUGACACUUUAAACCCUUUAAAACAAAAAAAAAUUCCAGAAAAACUUUCACACCUGUUUUCCACCAACACAUUGCUGGUGCAGAUUCUGAAGGCCAACAGACCUAUUUUAAGAAGUUUUAACCAUCAAAUUUUUAGCAGGUUCUUAUUGUUCUUUUUGGCUCCGAGAGUGUUUUACCAUUCAGAGUUGAAUUCUUAAUAAAAUAUACACAGCACAAAGAGACAGCAGGAUGUAUGUACAUGUAUGGAUUACUUUUAGCUAUUUAUUCUCCGUGUAUAGUUGCACAGUUUGGUGUACUUCUUAGCAAAACAAUUGAUCCUGAUCUAAACAGGCUCACUUUUUUUUUUUUUUUUUUUUUUUUUUAUGGUUGCAAUACAAAUUUUACAAUUUUUGCAAUAUGUAGUCAUUUUAAUUGUAUGUAAAUAACUUCAUUCUUGCUUCUUGAUCAGUUCUUGCUUCUUAUGCUGGAAAUGGUUCAACGUUAAUAACAGCACACCAUGUUGGUGGAAAAGCUCUUUUUGUGAACUGUGGACUUUGCAGUCUCUUUGGGAGUUAUCUCACGGAUCGUUUUAAUCGUACAGAGGAGCAGAAAACAGCAUGAGCCACUUUUCUGUCUGAUGGAAGAAACCCAGACAAAGCAAAAUGAAACAUUUCUCGACUCGCAUCAGGGUUUUUUUUCCAGACAAUUAACCAAUGACCUGGAUCUUGCAGUAAACAGUAGGAUGCUGUGCUCAAGGUCAAUGGCAACGUCAGAGAAGAACUGUGUAUUGUUUACUAAUGAUGUCAUGUGUUUAACCUGCUGGUGUGUUGUGUACCAUGUGGAAGUAUAGUCAUUGAGAGAGAAUGGAUGAUUAGAGUUCAGAAGUCAUAUUUGCUUUUUUUUUUUUUGCGCUGUUUGUUUUCAAGUGGCGAAUGUUGCUGUUCUGCCUCUAAAGUUCAGAUUGAAUGAAUUAUUUUCUUACAAUACACCUUUUACUUGGC
Neoarius graeffei (lesser salmon catfish) is the source of this 8271-nucleotide messenger RNA. It is a transcript of the gene myo9bl, whose product is annotated as myosin IXb-like. Gene Ontology annotation, cellular component: myosin complex. The record is from RefSeq and is a predicted model, not a curated record. Gene Ontology annotation, biological process: intracellular signal transduction. The transcript has 41 exons. NCBI's taxonomy places the organism in Eukaryota, Metazoa, Chordata, Actinopteri, Siluriformes, Ariidae. Gene Ontology annotation, molecular function: microfilament motor activity; ATP binding; protein binding. The coding region runs from base 507 to 6992 and encodes 2161 amino acids.